Molecule: messenger RNA, 2607 nt
Organism: Acanthaster planci (crown-of-thorns starfish)
Lineage: Eukaryota; Metazoa; Echinodermata; Asteroidea; Valvatida; Acanthasteridae
Product: 1-aminocyclopropane-1-carboxylate synthase-like protein 1
Biological process (GO): amino acid metabolic process; biosynthetic process
Molecular function (GO): transaminase activity; pyridoxal phosphate binding
Source: RefSeq, a predicted model, not a curated record
UUUUCAGUGAGGGGUACCUGAGAGGGGGCACCAGGCUAUAAUUAUUCGCACAUAUAACUCACACGCAGCAUGAGGAAAAGCAUUUACUAGUCAGAACUAAAUAGAGGGCGCUGUUAUGCUGGCCGAUUCAUCACCUGAUCACGCAGCCUGCUGGCGAUGGCCUCGUGUUGUUCUUGAACGCACGACCGAUCGAGAGGAACGACUGGUCGAUUUUGUGAAGCAUCUGAUGUCAGACAUGUCUGUGUUGAGCAAACGUGGGGAAAGACUUCUGAGUACAGAGAACUUACUUGCAAAAGGAUUUGGCAGGUGUGCCUCCAAUUUGUAUGAUGGCGAAACAAACCCAAAUGGUUGCAUCAACCUGGGCACAGCUGAAAACAGGCUCGUGUUUGAUCUACUGAAAGAAAGAAUGAAUGGAUACAAUGUUCAAUGGGAAGACUACAUGUAUACCUACCAAAACUCCCAAGGAAUUCCAGAACUCCGGAAAGCUGUUGCAGGAUUUCUGAGUGAUCAAGCCAAAUCUCCAAAGCCGUUGGAUCCUGAAAAUAUCAUUAUUAUGAAUGGAGGCGGAAUUUGUAUGGAAGCAUUGUCAUUUUCAAUCUGUGAUCCUGGAGAUGGCGUGAUGGUUGCUUCACCGUAUUACGGCGGAAUUGAAAAUGACAUUGUAUUAAGACCCGAAGCUAAGAUUAUUCCUGUCCAUUUCUACAGCAAGUCUGAGCCUGGACUGACUGAACCUUUUGAAAUUACAAUCUCUAAGUUUGAAUCGGUAUACAAGGAAGAAACUGAAAAGGGAAUGAAAAUCCGAGCCGUUGUCUUCAUGAAUCCCAAUAACCCACUUGGAGAUGUGUAUCCCAAACAAAUGGUUCUAGACAUGUUACAUUUCUGUCACAGACAUUCACUCCAUCUGAUCAUGAAUGAAGUCUACUUAAACUCCAUCUUCAAAGAAGAAGUGGCAUUCCAGAGCUUUCUGAGCCUCAAGCCAGAGGAGGUGCCAGACCCUGAGAAAGUUCUUCAGGAUAUGUCGAUGUCCGGUAUGAGAUUUGGAGUCAUUCACACCUUGAACACUUCGAUCAUUUCUUGUAUCAAUACCUUCGCGUACUUCCAGUUAGUGUCUGUCUACAUCCAGAAAGUCAUGGCUCGUCUUCUUUCUGACAAAGAUUGGUUGAACAAUGUCUUCUUUCCAACCAAUAACAAGAGGUUGCGAGAGGCUCAUAAAGUCACGACAGACACCCUGGAUGAGAUCGGGAUACCAUACCUCAACAGACCCUCUGGACUCUAUGUCUAUGCUAACUUUAAGAAAUUCAUGCCAUCCUUGACUGCAGAGAGUGAAAUGGCGCUUUUCUAUCGUUUCAUCAAAGAUGGCAUCUACAUCGCUCCUUCUCUGGCAUUUUACUCAGAUGAGCGUGGAUGGUUCCGCAUCAUUUUCACCCGACCGCUUGAUGAGAUCAAACUUGCCAUGGAAAGGCUUGCUAAGGUUUGCCACCUGCUUCAAGAAGAAAACAAGCAAUCCUUGUCCAUAGCACCAGCUGCCGAGAGAGGUGGAGCAGGAGACAGCUCCCAAAGUAAAUCUCUAGAAGCGCUUGUUUCCCAACUGCAAAGUGAGAUGGCUAAAUCUGAUUGGUUGGAGACGAACACGGCUGACAAGUGGAAAGCAGAGAAUCCUAAACUCUUCCAAGAGUACAUGGCCAACUUCAAGUAGCUGGCUUGACAAUAAGGAGAUUAUUUCACAAAUUUUGGGAGCACACCCUCGUGAACAGUGUCUUUGUUUUUCAGAUUUGGAUGUUUGGCCAUCGGUUUAGUGUUCUGGGGGCCUUAUAUCUGUUUGUGGAAUCUCUUUAAUGAUAACCCAAUUAUUCAUUGGCCAAUCUUGAUAAUAACUCGAAGGAAAGUGUAGUGCCUGUGAUGGACAGUUAUUUUCUUCUUCUUCUUGGCCUUGUUUUCUUUUACCUCUGUCUAAAUUUUAGAGUUUGGGAUUUUGAAGUUGUUUCUUUUCAUUACCUGAGCCAUAAGAUUGUCUUCUUUUCUUUGAGCUUUUAUUUUUAUUUAGUUUCAUCUUGGUAUUUUGUAAUUUGUUUCAAGGAGACAUUUUAUGCAAAAACUAAAAAAAAAUGCCUCUUUGACAUCCUUUUAUUAGUGCCUGAUAAAAAUUAGUUCCGUUAUAUUUACUUCAUAUGUUUUCCUCUGUCUUAUUUUUUUCAAAUUUAUCAGAUUAAUUCUUCACUGAAAUUGUAAAAUUGUAAAAUUAAAUACUAAUUUAAAAGAAUAAACAGGGUUAUUUUUUGUCGGAUCAAGCAAAAUGAUAAGUUAUAAUGUUUUGCUUUGUUUUGGCGUCAGAUGGUUUAUUUUUAGUGUUAACAAAUUCAUCUUACACACCGUUAAUACCUCAGCAACAAUUGAAUAUACUGGGCUUCAGUAUUAUAUCGUAAGAAUUUAUUUUACCCGGGUCAUCUUUUGUCUUGAAUGUCAAGAUUACAUGACUGACAGUUUUGUUAGUGAGGAUUUUUUAAAAUCUGAGCACAGCCUAUGUAUCAGUGAAGUUAAAUUUUUGAGACAAUAAAGUAUGGAUAUCUAGUUCUGCUAGUUUAAGUUAAAAAGUGCAAGUGGAUCAUA